CCCAACGCUCAGGUCGGGAGGGGGGGGGGGUCAUGGGAAGCUUCAAGGGCCACGCGCUCCCCGGGAGCUUCUUCCUGGUGGCGGGCCUCUGGUGGACGGGGAAGUUCUCGCUGUGGCGCGCCUCCCGCAGGAACAAGAACAUGGGCUCCACCCGCCUGGCCAGCAGGAGCUCACAGCGCCGCCUGGAGGUCAUCGAGAGCUCCGCGGUUCUCUUCUUCUCGUUGGUCGGGAUGCUGGCGGAGCAGUUUGCGGCGGACGGGCCGAGGCUCCGCCUCUACGACGCGGCGGGGAAGCACUGGGAGCAGCUGAUGAACUGGCAGCACGCCACCAUGUACCUGUUCUUCGGGCUGGCCGCGGCCGCGUCGCUGGUCAUCCACACCACGGACGCCGCGCCGCUGGCGCUGGACCGCCUGGUGCUGGCCGUCGCCUUCUUCAACGAGGGAUUCAUCUUCUUCUACCACCUGCACGGCCGCAGCCUGCUGGACGUGCACGUGCACCAGCUCCUCCUCUUCGCCAUCUUCGGCGAGGCUCUGGUGGUGUUCCUGGAGGUCUUCCACCGGGGCAACGUGGUCCUGGAGCUGCUGCGCUGCACCCUGACCCUCCUGCAGGGCAGCUGGUUCUGGCAGAUCGGCUUCGUGCUGUACCCCCCCCGGGGCCCCGAGUGGGACCCCAGUGACCACAACAACUUGAUGUUCGUCACCAUGUGUUUCUCCUGGCACCUCGCCUUCGCCAUGCUCGCCGUGAGCGCGCUCUACUGCACCGUCAGCUGUGUCGUUCGCUCCCGGCUGAAGAGGACUCCUCCGAUGGAAAUGGGUCUCCUGAAGCCCCGGGACCGGGAUCCAGAGUCAGAGGAUGAGAUCCUGUGAGGGAGGGCCGCGGGUUGUGACCCGUCAACAUGUCGCCUUAUAAAUCAGGGAUGUUCGCAGCUGUUCGACGAGAAGCCAAGCGUGAAGACACAAAAGGGAGGAGGGAAUGUUUUCAGGAAGUUUUGCUUUGGUAUAUAUAUAUAUAUAUAUAUUAUAUCUCUACCUCUGCCUUAAUUAAUCUGAUGUAAACCCGCUCGGCCUUCAAUCAUUACACUACAUGUCAUUUAGGGCUUGGGUGCCUUGCUCAGGGCCCCUCGUCACCCUCUGUACGCCUACUUAUGUCCUCAUAGCGUCUCAUGUACUCGUCAUAUCGCUUGUUUCCUCGUUGACUUGAGGGCCUGCUCCUCCUCUUCUGGGAGCCAACACAGGUUUCCCCAAAGAGGAUUUAAAGAAUAUUCUGUUUCAUUUUCGGUGUUGUCAAACCUAAAUGCUAAGAAAAUGAUUUUUAACAAAAUGAUUUUGUUCAUAUUGUUCCAGAUUGUUGGAACUGAAUUUUCUUCAUUUGUUUUUUUUCUUUUUGCUCUAUUUCUUCAGCGUGGCUUUAUGUUUUUAGUGUUAUUUAGAACUCACCACCAGAUAUCUGUCACUAUGUUAUUUAACCAAUAAAACAGUAAAAUCCCG
This is a messenger RNA of Pungitius pungitius (ninespine stickleback), 1487 nucleotides long. It is a transcript of the gene tmem45a, whose product is annotated as transmembrane protein 45a. The transcript is spliced from 5 exons. The coding region runs from base 33 to 866 and encodes 277 amino acids. Lineage: Eukaryota; Metazoa; Chordata; Actinopteri; Perciformes; Gasterosteidae. The record is from RefSeq and is a predicted model, not a curated record.